Lentinula edodes (shiitake mushroom) is the source of this 1149-nucleotide messenger RNA. RefSeq lists its product as uncharacterized. NCBI's taxonomy places the organism in Eukaryota, Fungi, Basidiomycota, Agaricomycetes, Agaricales, Omphalotaceae. The record is from RefSeq and is a predicted model, not a curated record. The coding region runs from base 1 to 1149 and encodes 382 amino acids. The transcript is spliced from 5 exons.
AUGUCCCAAGGUGCUGAUCCUUCUCGGUGCGGUAGCCCAAAGCGAUCUGUCCCAGAUUCAAAAAUGGCCUCGACCUAUUCCGAAGUGGCAGAAACCUCGGAACCUAUGCAAGAACCUCUGAUUGGAGUCACCUUCAAGCUGCUUUCCCCUGCUUUGAUUGUCAUGAGAAAAACAAAAUCUGCACAAUCAUUACGAUGGACAAACAAUGCACGAGCUGCAAGAAACAUCCCUGUCGGCACCACAUUCGCUGGACUCGACCUGGCGCAUGCAAGAUUGUUCUUCCGAAAACAUUGUGACGAUGAACAGGAGAAGAGUUAUGGCAUAAGUCAAGCUCAUUGGGCGAAACUCCACACGUCGUUGAGCUCUUCUACACCGGACCAACACCAAGCCCUUCGAUUGAGAAUCAGUCGCCCGCGCCCUGAAAAGCGCAUGCUAUCACCCAGUGACGUUCCGCCAACACAAUCCAAGAAGACGAAGUUGUCCGUCCCUGAAACACUCGUAGAAGAUCCCCAACCAGCUCGUCCUGUGCCCACCACUCGCCGUUCGAAAUUUAAACCCUCCAUUCCGCGUUCGUUCAAUACGCCUCCUCCAAUUUCUACCCCCCAAAGUCAAUCCUCCAGCGAGCACAGUACAGCCCUGGACCCCCAAAGUCUUCCCCAACUGGAGACAAACGGCAGUACCUCGUCAUCUGAUAGUAUUCAACGGAAGCCAAAUGGCAGUCCCGAGCCGUCAAGUUCGGAGAGAGAGCUGGCCAAAUUGACCUCACUCCUCAAAGACACAGCAGCCUUACUCGCCAUACGCACGGAGGAGGUCCAACGACUCCAGCGCGAAGUAAAAGUCCAAGCGCUUGGCAACACCCUCUCUCAAGAGUAUGUGACGCUCCAGAACCUCCUCCCUGGACCGCCUUCGAUUACCCUAAGGUUGAAGGUUCAGAGAAUGCAGACGGAGUUGGAACAACUUCGCGCUACUCGUGAACGCACUGAGAAGGAUCUCGCCGAGAUGAAGGAUCUCCACUACAACCUCCAGAUGAACUCGAUUCCAUUAGAAGAGCACAAACGAAUACUAUCUGCACUUUCCUCUGCACAGCUCCGGUGCCUACAGGAAACCCGGCGUAUCCAGGAACAAUAUAGCCAAUCAACGAGCUCGUAA